AACUGGGGAGUCAGAUUCAUCACUGUCAUCUAAUCUCAUCUAUCCAAAACAAUCGCGCGUUCCCUGUCCAGUUUCCGCUUUCCACCACCUAUGGAGGCUCUUUCCUUAACCAUAUCCAUUCCCACGCGCUCCUCUGAUCAAUGCACAACUCACCUCGUGAAGCCCAACUUCACCUCUCUUCGAUCAUCCCAUUCAACCCGAAAUUUCACCUCCCAUUGCUCAAAUUCACCCCAAACCCAUGCCAGCCCAACGCCUCACUUGCCCCGACCGCCGCAGACUCUAACCGACAUUAAUCUUCACGGGAACUCUCCGAAAUCCCUUUUCUUCUCUAUUUUCACGGGUUUAUCUUUCCCCUUUUCGUGCUUUGCCUCUGAAAUUGCUGCACCCACUGAAGAGAUUCCAAGUAAAAUAAAUUUAGAAGCAAUUGUGGUCUCCAUUGAUGAACUGCUCACUAGGUAUCCCUUUGUUGCUUUUGGGGUUGCAUUUAUUUGGCUUGCAGUAGUUCCACUCACUAAAGACUACAUGCAGAAGUACAAGUUCAUCUCUGCCAUUAAUGCAUUUAAGAAGCUCCGGGAUGACCCGAAUUCUCAGAUGUUAGAUAUCAGGGAUAAGAGGGCUCUGGCCUAUUUAAAUUCUCCCAAUUUGAAACUAUUGAAUAAGAGUGCGAGGCAGGUUCAUUUCGUUGGAGGAAAUGAAGAUGCUUUUGUCAAGGAAGUUAUGGAGAAAUUUCCAGAACCGGAAAGCACAGUUGUUUGCAUUAUAGACCAUUUUGAUGGUAACUCGAUCAAAGUGGCUGAACUCUUGGUGAAAAGUGGUUUCAAAGAGGCCUAUGCAGUCCGAGGUGGGCUACGAGGCAAUAAAGGGUGGCAGGUGAUAUCUCUGUCUAUUCUAAAUGUACUUAGUUUGAGAAUAACUGAAUAAGUUGAUGCAGUGGCACAUUGCAACCAUGUGUCUUGAAUCUUAACAGUAAUAAAAUGUGCUCUCUGGCCGAAUUUCUAGUUAUAGAAUAGGGAAAAGUAUGGAAAAAAUACCUGUGAUUGAGCACGUUUUCAAACAGCGGCCUGCGUUUCAUUUCUUAACAAACUAAUCUAUGCGGUUGAUUCCGUUAUCACUGGAGGGGUCUGCUGCCUAACUCCAUUGGAAAUUGCAGGAAGAAGACAAUGAAUAGUAACUCUGAUUUUCAAAAGUGCCCGGAUAGUUAGAAAAAAAAUAUCGGGACUCGGGAGGUGCACCUCGUCAAUGAGAUAUUCAAAUCAUCUUCUUUUUUGGAUUUUUUGGCUCUUUUUGGUUUACUUUUUUUAAAAAUAAUUCGCCAAUAUACUGUUUCCUAUGGAUUUUCUAGCGAUAAGGGUGACUUUGAAUAAAAAAGUAAGAUAGUCUAGAGGUCUCCCUGACGAGGCGUACCUCUCACUAUUUUGUUUUAAUUAUCCGGAAACUUUUGAAAAUUGGAGUUAGGCGCCGAACCCCUCCAGUGAUAACGGAAUCAAAACACAUGGACUACUUUGUUAAGAAAUGAAAUACAAGCCCCUACAUGAAAACACACUCAAUCACGUGUACCAUUUCCGUACUUUUCCUUGAAUAAAAUAUUGUCAUUGUAAUAAUAAAUAACAAAAUCACUGGAGGGGAUGGGGGGGGGGGGGGGGGGUUCAUUCUUUUACUAAUUUAUCUCUGUUUGAGAAUUUGCUGGUGUGGGACCAUAAAUGAUGAUAUUUUUCACUAAAUAAUGUUUUUAUACUCCCUCCGUUCAGUUUUAGUUGCUCCAGUAGAUUUUUCAUUACUUGUAUGAUAGUGAAUCGAGUACGAAGGUAACAAAAUAGAAUAGAUGGAAACGUUGGAAAUAGAAGGUAUAAAAGUAAGUAUAUCUAUACCUUUUAAAGAUGUAUGCGUAGGAAAAAUUAUCAAAAAUGGAAAAUGAAGUAAAAAUGAAGUUAUCUAUACCUUUAAUUAAUAAUAAACUUACAUAAAAAUUAAGUGAAUCAAGUAAAAAUGAACAAAGGAAGUACGAAGUACGGAGUAUAAUUUUUUGGCUCUAUUUACCCUCUUACCUUCUAUAUGUAAGAAUAAACUAAAAAAAGAUAUCACCCUGCCCUCUGAAAUCCUUUGACUACUGCAGUUUGGUGGGUAUUUUCCGAGCUUCUCGUCCUUAUCAUUACCCGGAAGUCUUACUAAACGCUAUACUUUGUAUUUUAUUGCAUUGUGUUUGCAGCAUUGGUUAAUAUAGAAUGCACAAGUUACUUCUUUGGAGAACAAAGCUAUAUGAAUGAAACUAACACUUUAACUUCACUUUAAGAUAUUACUUUCUUUAAUUUAUUUAAAAUACAAAGUACAUUUUAAAUAAACUCUUAGAUCAUUAAGCAGAUUCAGGUACACUUUCCAGACAUGUAAGCCUUACCAAAUGGGCCCUAGUUAGUAGUAGCCCUGAGAUGGUCUCUCAUCGGAUGACACUUGACUAUUAAUUCUGAUUACAUGUCCAUUUUGUUGUAGGAGAUACAGGAAGAACUUCUCCCUUUAUCCGUUCGUGUCUACCACAAGAAGAAAGCCAAAGUGUUGGAACAGGAACAGGGUAACAGUACAGAUGCCAUCCAGCCAGAUGAAGAUAUGGAUUCCGGUAUUAAAAGAGGUGAAGACAUGAUCAAGGGAUCUGUUACAAUGCCCUAUGAGAUCAACUCAAGUGGUUAUAGGCCAUUAUCUCCCUAUACAAAUGUAUGAACUCCUCUCGUCUCUGUAAAAAACAAAUAAACAAGGCAAACACUUUAUCUGCUUAAUUUUUCUGCAAUGAAGUGUAUGGUAACAUCCAUUUUAGCCAAUAAGAGUCUGUCUGGUAAGGCUUAAAAUGUCUAUGUGGGUGAAUUUACUUAAAUUGCGGCUGAAAGGUUUGAAUUUGCCAAUUCUCUAAAAUAUUUAUUAAAAAUGAUUUUGUAAGUAAAUGAAAUAAAGUAGAAAAAAUGGCCUGAUUAUGACCCCUUGACUCUUCAUUUCCAAAAUUAUGACCAUAUUCCAAUUUCCCAAAAACAUGAGAGUUGUACAUCUCUCCCAACGUCUCCACACUCUCCCCAAGUAAAUCCUUCGCACAUCCCAUUCAACCCUCUCACAGCAUCACCUCCGCACAGCAAAUCCUUUGCAUCACCUCCGUCUCCAACCUCCGCCUCCACAACAAUUCCUUCUCUCUUGAGUUUCUGCACAGCGGCGGCGGCCGUUCGACCUCCGUCAUCCACCGUCACAGUCCCCGCCGAGCGCUUCCGUGUCUCACUUUCUUCUUUUUCUGUUCAUGCGCCGCCUCAUCGCUCCACGUCGAUGUGAGGUUCCGAAUCCCAGUGGUGUGGUUGAUUUGGCCGACGAUGCGGUGAUUUGGACGGCGGUACGGUUGAUUUGGGCGGCGGUGCGGUUGAUGUGACUGUUUCUCUUUUCCAUCCAACCUCCGUCGCUGGAUCUAAGGUUUGAUGAAGUCCAGAGGUAGCCGCUUGGUUUCAGAUCUGCCAGGGAGUUGGCCGCUUGAUUUCAGAUCAGUUGGUGCGAUGGCUGCUUGGUUUCAGAUCUGUCGGUGUGGUGGCCGCUUGGUCUCAGAUCUGCCGAGGGCAGUGCCAGUGGUUGGGUAGAGGAUGUGCGUUGUGGUCUGGGCAGUGACGGUAACGGUGGUGUGGUGAGGGGAGGGGGUUGGAUACAAGUGGGGGUUGUGGACGGGGAAGGGGUGGCACUGUGGCCGGGCGGACGGGCAGUUACUGGGUCGGUGGCCCGGGAAGUCACUGAGGCCAGAAGUCACGGUGGCCGGAAGUCGCUGAGGCCGGAGUCAAUGUGACCGGAGGCAUUGAGAUAGUGACUGACGACGGCGGCGGCGGUGACGGUGACCGCGACGGUCUGGGGGCGGCGGCCGCAGAGCUGCUUGUGGCUGCAAAGUUAUUAAAAUGAUAAAUUUAUGAUUAAAUAUAAGCAAUAAAUGACUUUAGUCACUUUUUUGGAAAAAUUUAAAACAAGUCACAUUUUUGUCAUUUUCACUCAUUUUAGUAAUAUUGCAAUAAAAAGGCCAAUAAAGUAAUGUGAAUUGUCAUUUGCGUCAUGUUAGCAGUGAAGGAUGAAUUGUCAUUUGCAUUGCAAAAUUGUGAAAUAAGUUUGUGUUUGGUGAAAAACCUAGUCAGUCAGCCAAAAUAUGCAUGUUAGCAAUAGCAAGUGAAAAGUUACUUAUUCUGCUAACAUGUUAGAACUGGUGACCAUAAGGUGCCUUAUUUUGCAUUUCUAGCAUGUUUCAAUUUCUAAUUUCUAGGCAAUGUUAGUCUGAGUUAUGCAUCAUGAACUUAACAAGCUUUAGUAAAUGUCAUGAUAUAUUGAUAUGGCUAUGUUAUUGUGGAUUUCAGUACCCAGAUUUGAAGCCUCCGUCGUCUCCAACUCCAUCAAAGCCCUCGGUUGCUCCGGUUGAUGCUGUGUAAUAGUUAUAUACGGAGUAGUCGUCAGUAGAGCAUAAUUUGCAUUGUUUCCCUCCAUAUCACAACAUUGUAUGGCUAGAAUGCAUUGAGGGGCUGUGUAGGGAGUAAUUGUGCAAGACUAUGCCAGGCCUAUGGCAAGUGAGGCCCUCGCCUUCCCAUUGUUCUAUUUGCAGCUUGUAUAAUGUAUCCCAUAACCCAUAACUGUAUUUCUUCUGCUAUAGUGCUAUUUGGUUAUUCCAAUAGAGACAAUGGUUGUUGAAAUUGGUUGAAAUCGAUUACUUUUGUUGAAAUUUAUGAAGUUCUUCUGAAAUGAUUAGAUC
Messenger RNA from Cuscuta europaea, 4738 nucleotides. NCBI's taxonomy places the organism in Eukaryota, Viridiplantae, Streptophyta, Magnoliopsida, Solanales, Convolvulaceae. The record is from the annotation of a GenBank genome assembly.